Messenger RNA from Linum trigynum, 3606 nucleotides. NCBI's taxonomy places the organism in Eukaryota, Viridiplantae, Streptophyta, Magnoliopsida, Malpighiales, Linaceae. The record is from the annotation of a GenBank genome assembly.
CUGCGUUUUGAGUUGCACGGCCAGAAUGGUGAUAUGCACGGCCGUGCACCCUGGCCGUGCGAGUCGGGAUUUCCUGGUUUUAAGCCAAAUUCCGAACCAAAGAAGGGGGAGAGCUGGGUUUUGGAUCCCAAACACCCAAGGGACGAACCCUAGAGAGAGAGGGCGAUUUGAGGGCAUUCUUGGAGUAGAGAAGGAGGAUUUCUUCGCCUUGGAAGCUCGAGGAACAAGCCCGAACUUGAAGACUGAUCAUCUGAAGAUUCUUACUGCAGUCUCUCUCUUCUCUAUGGAGUAACUUCCCUUCACUUAGGUUUUGAGGAACCCUAGCUAUGUUUGUUUGAUUGGAUGAUUGUAUGAGUACUCUGACUGGAUAAUCUUGAGUUCAUAUUCAAUCUAUGCAUGUUUUCAUGAUUCAAUUCUGCUUUAGUCGAGAUUAUUGAUUCUGCUUUGAUCCUAUGAGAGGGAAUACCUGAUUAGGUCAAUAGAGCACCAUAGAUUGAUAGUAGUGGAUCGAUUGCUUUAGUCGAGGGUUGAUUCACUGCUUUGUAUCGAUUGAGAACCUCUUUUGAUAGAGGGAGUCUAGUUCAGAACGCCUUGAUCAGUUGUUCUAGAGAAGGAUACGUCCCUCUAGGCAAUUGACUCAAGAGGGCCUUGUUCCUUUAGUCGAGACUCAAGGUCUAGUCAAGGAUUCUCCGCAUUGUGCAUGAAAGUGAAACAGGUUAGAGAUCAUCAAUCGUUAAUCUGGCUAGUGGCUAGGGGGAAUCAUACCUAAGUGAGUUCCCAACCUGUAAUUAGAUUAACUUUAACUGUAGUUUGCUAGAGUAGUUUUAGCUCUUUCAUCUUAAUCUGGUUUGCUAAAUAAUAAACUGAAGCUGAGUAAUAGUAACUCUAGAGACCCGUGGAUUCGAUAUUUAUCACUUGAGCCACUAUACUGCAGUCCCUUCCAUUGGUUACACUUGGCCAUUGUUAGGAGUUGUGUUUUUGGAGUGUCAAGUUUUUGGCGCCGUUGCCGGGGACUUUCUAGAGUAUUAGGAAAGGCAGAAGUUUGUUACUUUAGCAUUUUUCGUUUCUUUUCUUUUCCACCCUUGCUUUUCACUUGGGUGUUUUUGUUUUUGUUGGUGCAGAUCUGAAUCAUGGAUCCUCAUGGCUUCUCCAAUCAUUGGGGGUAUCCACCACCAUCUGGGUGGUAUUACCCCGAGACUCCCUGGAGCAAUCAAGGCGGAGAAGACUAUGGAUUCGGGUUCCAGUACCAACCCCCUUAUUACGGAGAACAACCGGACCCCUGGGCAUAUCAAGAACAACCUCAUUACCAAGAAGAAUUUCUCCCACAACCAGAAGGGCCAUUGGAGCUGGAAUUACCCAUGGCGGCCUUCACGGGCCAUUCUGCAGAGCCAUGCUACACUCCACAGCCGGAUCCACACUAUGAUUUGAGGCUUCUCAUGGAGAGAUCAUGCUCCAGUAUGGAUCAUUGUGUCCAGGCCUAUCGUGAAACAGAGGGGAUCCUCCUGAGCCUUAAGAAGAGCGUCGAUGAUCUUGAGCGAUCUUGGGCGCAACCUGCUCCAGAUCACCCUUCUGCUACCAUACAAGAAGAUGAGGAGGAAGAAGAAGGCUACAAGGACAUUGUGGAGCACACUGAAGUUGUUACGGAGAGCUCCCGUGAUGAUCAUGAUCAGGAGUGUCCUGUCGUAGCCGACCAAACCUUCCCACACCCCAAACUGAGCUUUGAAGAGGCGGGCAUGAGUGAGGAGAUGCAAGAAGAUCUCAUGAAAGAAAUUGCUUGGCAACUUGCUCUCCAAUCCGUGCUAGAAGAAGAAGAGCAAGAAAGGGUGCAGAAAGAAGUUGUGGAGGAUGACGAAAGUGAAGCAGGAGGAGUUCUUGAUCAUUUCCCAGGGGUGAUACCACAUGAAGAAGGAAGGGAGGCUGAAGAAGCAAUUGGCGUCCAGGCUGAGGACGGAGUUAAGGUGGAAGAGGCCUGCACUGGCCAUGAGUUACAUGUGAUAUCUCCACCAAACCUCGAGGAACUGCUUAGCAAGGACCCAUUUGCAGUGUCUCUUUGCCAGACCAAGGCCACCUCGACAUCGGUCCCUCUUGGUGGACGCGAUGGUGGCCAAUCGAUGCUGUCUUAUCUGGUUUGGGGCAAUGAGACGAGAGAAGAGAAGAAGAGGUCUCGAGGGUGGAGACUUCAUCUGCAUCAAGUACAUGAGCCUUCAUCACCUGCCACAUCACAUGCUCAUGACUUGAGACUCCACCUCAUCGACGAGAACCUCAACUUCAAGGAGGUUCUAGCAUGGACCGAAACUUAGGAGCCAUCGUCCGGCUCACGACGUGAAAGAAGCGCUUGUUGGGAGGCAACCCAACUAGUCGGUUUGCAUUUCUUUCUCUAUUUCUCUUCGGUGGAGUCAGUUUUGUUCUUUGAUUUUCGAGUCAAUAACUCAACCUUUGUGAGAUUUUGUGUGGUGUUUGUGUUCUGAUUACUCUCUCUUUCUGGAAUGCACCGCCUGACCCGUUCAUCAUCAUUCACCCUUGAUCUGGUAACUUCGUUCUACCCUCUUUAUCUUUCCUCCAUUGAGGACAAUGUCGUGCUUAAGUGUGGGGGGAUGUUCGAUUAUGUAUGCGGGUGAAUGUUUGGCUGUUUGUGUGCUUGGAGCCUAGUCCACUGUCCAAAUUUUUAAAUUUGAGGGCUCCAAGUACGUGUUCCAUGCAAUUGCCUGCUCAGUAUGCUUUGAAUUGACAGUCUUUACAGUAAUAUGCAACCUAGGGAGGUAGUGUAGCACUAUGGAGGAUGUUGAUGCAUUUAAGAAGUCUCAUUUCUUCUUCAUAUAAAGUUGGUUGAUUGAGUGAAUUAGUGAUCUUAGGACCCUUGAAUUGUGCGGUGUUGUGGAUUUUCUACCUGUCAUGGACUCUUGUAUCAUGUUUUGAAAAUAACAGGUGCUCGACAAUGUGCUUCAAAAUAAACGUCUCCCGUGCGAAUAGGGCGAAAGUGUAGUAAGGGGAGACGGGAAUCCGUUCCCAAUUUCCACCUACUACCUCCAGCCCCCUUACAUGUCUUUCCCCCGCACGAGGCUCGAGACAUCCGCUCCUGGCAUGGCCGGUAAGAGCAGGUUGGGACCCUUGAAAAGAAAAAAAGAAAAGAAAAAUAACAGAAAACAAGCAAAACAGAAAAAGGGGUUCCAACCAUCUUCAAAGAAAAUCGAGCACCUUGAAAAAUGUGAGUCCAUGAUCUUUUGUUUUUUAGAAUCUCUUCAUCCACAAUUCAUUUGUCCUCUGUUCACUGUUUGCCAUGAUGCCGACUGACCGAAGAAGCUAUGAGAUGACUUGUGCGUCGGUUGACCUCGUAAGCUGCUAAAUGAUCUAGGAAGUCCUCUACCUACGAUCUAGGUUGUUUGUUGCUAUAGAGGUCUGGAGAGUUGCAUUGGUUUGAGUUAGGUUUGCUUGGGGACAAGCAAACGGUUAAGUGUGGGGGAGUUUGAUAACGAUGUAAUUGCACAUGUUUGCGCCCCUAGUUCUUAUCCGUUUGAGGGGCAUAUUCGUGUGUUGUGGCCUAUUUUAUGCUAGGUUGUGUUCCUUUGUCCCAUUUCAGGUCCUAGCACAUAAAGUGAAGCAUAGGCG